AAUAUGGGUUCGCAAAUUCGAAUAUGUCUAAUGCUAUGAUGACAGCCCAACAGCGGCGACCUAUCGGUAUAGCUAUUGGUGAUAUACCACCAAUGCAAAAUAUGCAUCAGCAGCAACAAGAACAACAUAAUAGUGAGCCAAACAUGAAUCCUAACAUAUCAGCCCAACCAGUUAUGAUGCCUGGUGGGGCAACGACCAUGGUUUCAGCGCCGAUGGUUUUGAUGGCACCAUCGUCAGUCACUCAGACUCCCAUGGUGUCGUCCCAGCAGCAUCCUCAGAAGCAACAACAAUACUCUCCAGUGCCAGCAAAUGCUCCUCAAGUGUCAGCACCUAGCGCAGCAGUUACCUCUGUCGCGCAACCGGCAGGAUCGGCCGGUGGUGCAGGAGCAGCUAGCGCGGCAGCAACUGCCGAUCCCGAGAAAAGAAAGCUGAUCCAGCAGCAACUUGUGCUUCUCCUCCACGCUCACAAGUGCCAGCGAAGAGAGAACCAGGCCAAUGGAGAGUGCACUCUUCCACACUGCCGGACGAUGAAAAACGUUUUGAACCACAUGACGACGUGCCAGGCCGGAAAAUCAUGUCAAGUACCUCAUUGCUCGUCCUCGCGGCAAAUCAUUUCUCACUGGAAAAAUUGCAACCGUUCCGACUGCCCCGUCUGCUUGCCUCUCAAACAAGCAGAUCGGAAUAAAGCUCCUCAUAACAAUUCACAACCAAGUCCAGCGGGUUUUGAUGUUGGCUUGGGUUCGAACUCAACUGGUGGUUCUUCGGUGACCCCUGAUCAAAGUGUCUUACCGGCGCACAACCAAAGCGCUGCUGUUGGAGCAGUUCAGGUUCCAUCUAUAACUGCGCGUAGAUUGGCUAGGCCCAGAUUACGACAGAGGCAGCAGAAUUCAAUAGUUCCUAUGAACAGCGCCCAGUUAGCUGAAGACAAUCCUCCAUCAGCGAUUUCUGCAAGCCAACCUGUUCUUCCUGGUACCUUGAAUCGUGGCCCGGUUCUAAACACGGGACUGCAGUCUCAGCAGCAGGCCUCUGGUCCUACCGGGGCUGGUCCCAGGAAUAUUAGGGAUGCUAUCUCCGACAACGCUUCCAACAUUGAGCAUAUUAUGAGUCCAGUUAACUCAACAACUCCUUUGCCCGGAGGAUUGCAACUAAGCCAGGUCACUGCCGACUCUGUUCAGGGAUCGAAAGAAUGGCAUCAGUCCAUGUUGCCUAAGCGGAAGGAGCAACAACAAGCUCAGCAAACACCAACGUCAACACCGACAACGCCUUUGCAGCAGCAGGCUCCAUCUGCCCUGACACAUCUUCCACCUGGUCAGCAGGUACCUCCGCCCCAGCAUCAUCAACAGCAGCCUGUACCGCCGAGCAACAAUGCAGGUUUGAGACCUAAUAUGCCAGGGACUGGGGAGUCUGGGCAAGGACCACGAGGAAUCGCGCCAACUAGUGGGAUGAUGAUGCGCAAUCCAGCCCCCAGUCCAGUGGGGACAGAACAGUCUUCCCGUGACCAAGAACAACAUAGAAGUGAGCGCAGGACUCCAAACGGAAUGCCAUCAACCAAUUCGCAACAAGAAAUAAAGCCAAGUGGCGGUUUCGGAGGUGGCAACUCGGAUUCUUCUGGAACGAUGCCGGGUCUGUCUGGCAGUGCCAGCAAUACCUCAUCAGCUGUUGCCAUCCCACCAAUUGUCCGACCGAAGAAGGCGGGCAAAAUCAUCUUCUCACCUGACGAACUUCGCCAGGCAUUGAUGCCCACUUUAGAGAAAUUGUAUCGUCAAGAUCCUGAUUCUAUCCUAUUCCGCGAUCCGGUCGAUCCGCACAAACUUGGCAUUCCCGAUUACUUUGAUAUAAUCAAGAAACCCAUGGAUUUAGCUACCAUCCGGCGAAAGAUUGACAAUGGUCAGUACAAAAAUCCAUGGGAAUAUGUUGACGAUGUCUGGCUGAUGUUUAAUAACGCAUGGCUUUAUAACCGUAAAUCAUCACGCGUCUACCGCUGUUGCACCAAGUUAUCCAAAGUGUUUGAGCAGGAAAUCGAUCCAGUGAUGCAAUCUCUGGGCUACUGUUGCGGCAGAAAGUACGCAUUCAAUCCGCAGGUAUUGUGCUGUUACGGUAAGCAGCUCUGCUCGAUCCCGCGCGACGCCAAGUACUUUAGCUACCACCGCUACACGUACUGCCUCAAGUGCUUCAACGACAUUCCCGGCGACACGGUUUCCCUCGGCGACGAUCCCACCCAGCCGCCGACGGUCAUCCGCAAGGAGCAGUUUACCGAGCUGAAGAACGACGCUUUGGACCUGGAGCCGUUUGUCGACUGCCAGGAGUGCGGCCGGAAGUUGCACCAGAUUUGCGUCCUCCACAUGGACUGCAUCUGGCCGCAGGGUUUCACGUGCGACAACUGUCUCAAGUCGCGCGGCGAAAAGCGCAAGGAGAACAAGUACGGCGCCAAGCGGUUGCCCACCACCAAACUGUCGACGUUCAUCGAAAAUCGAGUCAACAGUUUCUUGAAGAAGAAGGAGGCAGGUGCCGGUGAGGUGACGAUUCGAGUCGUCGCCUCAGCUGGCAAGAUCACCGAAGUCAAACCAGGCAUGAAAAGUCGUUUCGCUGACAACGGAGAAAUGUGCGAAACAUUCCCUUACAGAGCGAAGGCUCUGUUUGCCUUCGAGGAAAUUGAUGGCACGGACGUCUGUUUCUUCGGUAUGCAUGUGCAAGAGUACGGUUCGGAUAGCCCUAGUCCCAAUACUCGACGCGUCUAUUUAGCCUACCUCGAUUCGGUCCACUUUUUCCAGCCGAAACAAUUUCGUACGGCCGUCUACCACGAGAUCCUGCUCGGCUACCUCGACUACGUCAAGCAGCUGGGCUACUGCAUGGCUCACAUUUGGGCUUGUCCGCCCUCUGAGGGCGACGACUACAUCUUCCACUGCCAUCCGCCCGACCAGCGGAUCCCUAAGCCGAAACAACUGCAAGACUGGUAUAAAAAGAUGCUGGAUCGUGGUAUCACUGAACAGAUCGUUCUCGAAAACAACGACAUCCUCAAACAAUCCAAGAACGAUAAUUUGAAAUCAGCUGCAGAACUUCCCUAUUUUGAAGGAGAUUUUUGGCCGAACGUUCUAGAGGAAAGCAUUCAAGAAAUAGAAGAAAAGAGGCGGAAGCAGAAGUCCAACAAAGCCAAGGCGAACAACCGGAAAAACAACAAGAAAUCCAAUGCCCCGCAGACGGACAAUGACCUCUGGACCAAAAUCUUCACUACCAUGAAGAAGCAGAAAGAGGUAUUCUUUGUUAUCAGGUUGCAAACGGUGCAAGCGGCUGCUUCAUUAGGACCGGUUGUCGAUCCCGAUCCGCUCAUCCAGUGCGACUUGAUGGAUGGUCGUGAUGCAUUUUUGGCUCUGGCUCGCGACAAGCACUAUGAGUUUUCCUCUUUGCGCCGCUGCAAAUACUCGUCCAUGGCCAUGUUGUACAACCUGCACAACCAAGGAACGGACAGCUUCGUCUACACUUGCAACGAUUGCAAAUCGCAAGUGGAGACUAGAUUCCAUUGCACUGUCUGCGACGACUUCGAUCUGUGCGUUCCGUGCUACGAGAAGGAUGGCCAUCACCACAAAAUGGAGAAAUUGGGAUUUGACCUGGACGAUGGUUCCAAACAGGCCAACCCGCCAGAAGCGGGCGGAAAAUUGCCCACGCAACGCUGUAUACAGCACGCCAAGCACUGUACCGAGACCAAAUGCAUGGUGCCAUUUUGUCUCAACAUCAGGCAGCAGCAUCAGCAUGCGCAUUUCCACAAGAGAAGAAUGGCUUGCCUCCAACUGUUGCAAUUGCUCAAACCACCGAGCAGUCCUCAACUGCAACAGCAAGUUGUACAAAUUCUACGUAGCAAUCCGCAGUUGAUGGCAGACAUUAUUAAACAGCACGCAGUACUCCAACAGCAGCAUCCUCAACAACAGCAGCAAUCUGUUGGUGGCAUGGGUGCCGUCAACCCGGCGAUGGUGAUGCCUCCUCCGCAGAUGAUGCAACAUCCAAGGCCGCCAAUGAACAUGCAACCUGGUGGCAUGCCUGGGAACACGGUCGGUGCUGGAAUGCAAGUGAAUCAAGUCGUCGGCGGACCUUCUGGGCCGAACGCUAUGAGUGGCAUGGGCGGCAAUGGCGGUAUGCCCAUCAACAAUAUGCAGGGAAAUCGUAUGGGCAUGGGGGGCGAGCAACAGUGGGGAGGUCCUCGCUUUGCUGGUCCAGCACAAGGGGGUGCGGUCCCCAAUCAAGUAAUGGGUCAACAACAACAAAUGCGACCUAUGGCACCAAACAAUAUGAUUGGAGCUCAACAACAACAACAGCCAGGCCAAGCGUCACCGGCCAUGUCAAUGGGCAACUCUCAAGGAGGAAUGAUGGGUCCUGGAGGUGGAGUCGCAGGCGUAGGGCCUAAUGUUGCGCAACAACAGCAACAGGUGAACGCCGUUCAACAACAACCUCAGGCGCAGUUGCAGCCAGGCAUUCUAACGCAGAUACCUGUAGGUGCCGGCGGAAUAACUGUACCAGGAGGAGCUCAGCGUCCAUUGCCGCAAGCCCUCCACCAACUGUUGCAAACGCUCAAACCACCGAGCAGUCCUCAACUGGAACAGCAAGUUGUACAAAUUCUACGUAGCAAUCCGCAGUUGAUGGCAGACAUUAUUAAACAGCACGCAGUACUCCAACAGCAGCAUCCUCAACAACAGCAGCAAUCUGUUGGUGGCAUGGGAGCCGUGAAUGCGGCGAUGGUGAUGCUUCCUCCUCAGAUGAUGCAGCAUACUCGCCCUAUGAACAUGCAACCUGGUGGCAUGCCUGGGAACAUGGUCGGUGCUGGAAUGCAAGUGAAUCAAGUCGUCGGCGGACCUUCUGGGCCGAACGCUAUGAGUGGCAUGGGCGGCAAUGGCGGUAUGCCCAUCAACAAUAUGCAGGGAAAUCGUAUGGGCAUGGGGGGCGAGCAACAGUGGGGAGGUCCUCGCUUUGCUGGUCCAGCACAAGGGGGUGCGGUCCCCAAUCAAGUAAUGGGUCAACAACAACAAAUGCGACCUAUGGCACCAAACAAUAUGAUUGGAGCUCAACAACAACAACAGCCAGGCCAAGCGUCACCGGCCAUGUCAAUGGGCAACUCUCAAGGAGGAAUGAUGGGUCCUGGAGGUGGAGUCGCAGGCGUAGGGCCUAAUGUUGCGCAACAACAGCAACAGGUGAACGCCGUUCAACAACAACCUCAGGCGCAGUUGCAGCCAGGCAUUCUAAUGCAGAUACCUGUAGGUGCCGUCGGAAUAACUGUACCAGGAGGAGCUCAGCGUCCAUUGCCGCAAGCCCUCCACCAACUGGUGCAAACGCUCAAAUCACCGAGCACGCCACAACAGUAUCAGCAAGUUGUGCAAAUUCUGCGUAGCAAUCCCCAGCUAAUGGCAGCCUUCAUUAAACAGCGCUCUGUACUCCAACAGCAGCAGCAACAAAAUCAGAACCAGCAGCCUCAGCAGGGCCAACAACAAGUGCCCAACCAACAGGGGCAGCAAGGUUCCAUACCCAAUAACAUGCAGGCAAUGGCUCAACUGGGAAUUCAAGCAGCCAUGCAAAAUACUGUUACGUUCCAGUCUAAUUACUUGUCUUUAUGACUUAGCAUAUAAGUCCUUAAACAGACAUAUCUAGAUUACAUAAGCUUAGUAACAAUUGGCGAGUAUAGUCGGACGUCUUUACCAACGUCCUACUCUAUCAAACUUGGUCUCCGGUACCACGAACAGGUACCACCAAGAAACAUACCCAGGUCGUCCGUACCAACAACAUACAUACCCGGACGACCUGUACAAACAACAUAACACGAUCCACCAGACCGUCCGUCCCAACGACAUAAAUACCCGGACGGUCUGAAUACUAACACAAUACAAUAGAAUAAUAGUAACGAAGGACAACGUUGGUAUGAAGGCAGGUGCCGGCGAAAUAGCUGUACCAAGAGGAGCUGAGUGUCCAUUGCUGCAACCACUCUACGAACCGUUUCAGAUGCUCAAAUUACAGAACACGCCGGAACAGCAGCAGCAACAACAACAGCAGGG
Messenger RNA from Daphnia carinata, 6032 nucleotides. Its product is annotated as CREB-binding protein-like. Bases 24 to 5597 code for a protein of 1857 amino acids. Gene Ontology annotation, molecular function: transcription coactivator activity; chromatin DNA binding; histone acetyltransferase activity. Lineage: Eukaryota; Metazoa; Arthropoda; Branchiopoda; Diplostraca; Daphniidae. The transcript has 5 exons. Gene Ontology annotation, biological process: positive regulation of transcription by RNA polymerase II. Gene Ontology annotation, cellular component: histone acetyltransferase complex; nucleus; transcription regulator complex. The record is from RefSeq and is a predicted model, not a curated record.